GAUGAUGAUUCGGAUGAUGACGAUGAUGACAAUGAUAACAAUGAUGAUGACUCGGAUGAUGAUGAUGAUCAUGAUCAUUCGCAGGACGAUGAUGAUGAUUCGGAUGAUGAUGAUGAUUCGGAUGAUGAUGAUGAUUCGGAUGAUGAUAAUGAUGAUGCUGACU
Echinostoma caproni is the source of this 163-nucleotide messenger RNA. NCBI's taxonomy places the organism in Eukaryota, Metazoa, Platyhelminthes, Trematoda, Plagiorchiida, Echinostomatidae. The record is from the annotation of a GenBank genome assembly.